Messenger RNA from Encephalitozoon romaleae SJ-2008, 762 nucleotides. RefSeq lists its product as hypothetical. Bases 1 to 762 code for a protein of 253 amino acids. NCBI's taxonomy places the organism in Eukaryota, Fungi, Microsporidia, Unikaryonidae. The transcript has a single exon. The record is from RefSeq and is a predicted model, not a curated record.
AUGGAUAUAAAUAUUUUAAUAUUAUCCCUGCUGAUGCAAGAAAGCUAUUCAAUUGCUAUUGAGGCCAUUAGAUCAAGUAGGGAGCCCGCUCUUCUACUUGCUACAUUGAUUCUACAUUCCAUAAAUAAUCUUCUAAAUAUGGUGAAAGAUCCAAAAAUGGUACCUUUCUUUUUAUAUGGAAGCGCGCUUCAACACUUGAGAGAGAAGAACUUUGAUGGAUUCUGGAGGGAAGUGGACUUUGGAAUAAAGGAUGCGAGAAAAGAAAUUAAUGCACUUUCUACCCAUGUUACAAAUUGGCAGUGGGAUAAUUUUGAUACCUGGUUUAUGGCAAGGACUUCGAGGUUUGAUGAACUUCAAGAUUUCAACCGUGACGUAUAUUCAUUAUACUUAGAUGAGUUAGAAUGUGUGGUAAAAAAGAACUUCUAUGGCGACACCAAUAGAUUAUGGCAGAAUCUUCGUGACUUAACCACUUUUUCUAGAGAAAGGACUUCAAGAUAUAUAUUGGACUAUUUAAUGAAUACUUUAGGAAAUAAGGUAAUAAUAGCUCAAAGAAGUUAUUCUUUUAUUAAGCCUCUGAGUGAUGGUAGGAGUAGAAAGGUUUAUGUAGUUUUCUUAAACGAUUUUAUAAAGAGGCCUGAUGAAACUAUGGAUGAUAUCAUCAACGGUACCAGAAAUUUGUCGAGAGAAUCUAUAGCUUGGCAUUGCAAGCUGUAUGGCCUAUAUUGGCUCUUAACCUUGGUUACGACUGGCAAUACAUUCUAA